GCCAUUCUAAUAGUGUACAAAUCUUCAAAAAUUUAAGCGAUUUAGCUAUAUACGAGUCGGCAAGACGGUGUACAUUGCAAACUACAGAAUAUAGUAGAACUGAGAAGAGUACUGCAGGACUAUGGCACGCUGCUGCGCGUGUGAUGGCUGCAUAAAGUGGCGCAGCAGAAAGAGAGGCUCGAUUCUCUUCGCAAUUGUCUGUGCACUACUGCUAUUAGUUGCAGUGGAGAGGGUAGUGUUUGACACACUGGGCCAGAUGUGGGGCACACUCAUCAUCAACUGUGCCACUGCCCUCUGCUCCCUUGUCGGCCUCGCCGGAGUCUGCAUCUACGAGAAGAUCGCCAUUUCAGUGUUCACAGUGUGGAGCCUCAUAUCUAUUGGACUCAACUGUGUCAUCAUACUCAUCUAUAAUGAUGUUGGACUCCUGAGCAAAGUAAGUGUGCACCAAUGGAUUCCCACUUUGUUGUUGCUCAUGCUAAUGUCACAUUCACAGAAAGAGCACUAUCUGGGGCUGUCAGUGAGUAAUAAUAACUGGUGGAGGACAAACGGUAUAGGAUGCAGGGACGUAGGAGGCACAGAAGGCAGUGCUUUGGGGAGCGAUGGAAGCAGUAAUACAGUGAAAUGCACACUAUCAUAUGCAGUAAGGGUGCAGUGUAAUAUAGCUCAUGAGAUGUGGGUGUUUCUUCUCCUAUUCAGACAAUUGAAACCAUUCAUGGUGUUGCUUACAUUUUUCUAACAGUAAGUUAAGUAAUGUGUUGAUUGAAAUUUUAUGCAUUAUAAUGUUUCUGCAGCUGAUUACACUAAUAUUAUCUUUCUGUCUGCUACUUUCGAAAAAGAAAGACAAUCACGUACCAGGGGAUGAUGAAAGCUUCAAUUUUGUGAGUGUGUCUCAGUAUCAGACAGCCCCAAGGCCACAUGGACACAGUCGCAAAUGGUCAUAUUCUACAUACGACACCACCAUUUCAUUAUGAUGAACUGUGACUACGUAUCUGAUGUUGUUUUGUGUCUGAAAUGUAUUACGGUUGUGUGUGACG
This is a messenger RNA of Geodia barretti, 1034 nucleotides long. The record is from the annotation of a GenBank genome assembly. NCBI's taxonomy places the organism in Eukaryota, Metazoa, Porifera, Demospongiae, Tetractinellida, Geodiidae.